CCGCCCUCCCCGAACGCGCGGUCCCCCUUCCCAGGCGCCGCAGCCUAACCCGGGCUGGGCGCCGGGGAGGCGGGGGGCAUCCCGGAGGGGAUCCCGCCCCUCCCCCCGGCCGCCCGGCGCCCCCCCACACACGUGAGCGCUGGGCCGGCCAGGAUCCCGCAGGCCACACAGCGCAUCCCGGCUCCGCGCCGGUGCCUCCGCGGUCUGGUCCCCGCGCUAGCGCUUCACAGUCCCUGGCGGGUCCCCGCGGCCCCGGCCGGGCGCUUCGCCGGGCUCCGGCUCCUACAUUCGGACUCAGCGCGCAGGCCGAGGCGCGGGCAGGCCGCCCCCGCCGCACUCAAAGCUGAUAGACGAUGAGCAGCCAUGGCAACAGCCUGUUCCUACGGGAGAGUGGCCAGCGCCUGGGCCGGGUGGGCUGCCUGCAGCGGCUGCAGGAGAGUCUCCAGCAGAGAGCGCUGCGCACGCGCCUGCGACUGCAAACCAUGACCCGCGAGCACGUGCUGCGAGUCCUGCGCCGGAAUGCCUUCAUCCUCCUAACCGUCAGCGCUGUGGUCAUCGGGGUCAGCCUGGCCUUUGCCCUGCGCCCAUAUCAGCUCACCUACCGCCAGAUCAAGUACUUCUCUUUUCCUGGAGAGCUUCUCAUGAGGAUGCUGCAGAUGCUGGUGCUGCCUCUCAUUGUCUCCAGCCUGGUCACAGGUAUGGCAUCUCUGGACAACAAGGCCACGGGGCGGAUGGGGAUGCGUGCAGCUGUGUACUACAUGGUGACCACCAUCAUCGCAGUCUUCAUCGGCAUCCUUAUGGUCACCAUCAUCCACCCUGGGAAGGGCUCCAAGGAGGGGCUGCACCGAGAGGGCCGGAUCGAGACCAUCCCCACAGCUGAUGCCUUCAUGGACCUGAUCAGAAAUAUGUUUCCACCCAAUCUUGUGGAGGCCUGCUUCAAACAGUUCAAGACGCAGUACAGCACAAGGGUGGUAACCAGGACCAUCGUGAGGACUGAGAAUGGGUCUGAGCUGGGAACCUCCAUGCCUCCUCCAUUCUCUAUGGAGAACGGAACCAGCUUCCUGGAAAAUGUCACUCGGGCGUUGGGCACCUUGCAAGAGGUGCUAAGCUUUGAGGAGACUGUGCCUGUACCUGGCUCAGCCAAUGGCAUUAAUGCCCUUGGCCUUGUGGUUUUCUCUGUGGCCUUUGGGCUGGUCAUCGGUGGCAUGAAACACAAGGGCCGGGUCCUGAGGGAUUUCUUCGACAGCCUCAAUGAGGCUAUUAUGAGGCUGGUGGGCAUCAUCAUCUGGUAUGCACCUGUGGGCAUCCUGUUCCUGAUUGCUGGGAAGAUUCUGGAGAUGGAAGACAUGGCUGUCCUGGGAGGUCAGCUGGGCAUGUACACCCUGACUGUCAUCGUGGGCUUGUUCCUCCAUGCUGGUGGCAUCCUUCCUCUCAUCUACUUCCUCGUCACUCACCGGAACCCCUUUCCCUUCAUUGGGGGCAUGCUGCAGGCCCUAAUCACCGCCAUGGGCACAUCUUCCAGCUCUGCAACACUGCCCAUCACUUUCCGCUGCUUGGAGGAGGGCUUGGGUGUGGACCGCCGCAUCACCAGGUUCGUGCUGCCUGUGGGUGCUACAGUCAACAUGGAUGGGACUGCCCUCUACGAGGCCCUGGCUGCCAUCUUCAUUGCUCAAGUCAACAACUACGAGCUCAACUUGGGCCAGAUCACAACGAUCAGCAUCACAGCCACAGCGGCCAGUGUCGGGGCAGCUGGCAUCCCCCAGGCAGGCCUGGUCACCAUGGUCAUUGUUCUCACAUCGGUUGGGUUGCCCACUGAAGACAUCACCCUCAUCAUAGCUGUGGAUUGGUUCCUUGACCGGCUUCGCACAAUGACCAAUGUGCUGGGGGACUCGAUCGGGGCAGCUGUCAUUGAGCAUUUGUCGCAGCGGGAGCUGGAGCUGCAGGAGGCUGAGCUCACCCUCCCCAGCCUGGGGAAGCCCUACAAGUCACUCAUGGCCCAAGAGAAGGGGGCGUCCAGGGGUCGGGGAGGCAACGAGAGUGCCAUGUGAGAGGGCUCCCAGCCCUGCCACCCAGAAAGGAGGGAAGGGGGCUGGGAGAGGAGUCCUGGGGAGAAUCUGAUGCCCAAGUGACUGUGGGCUGAACAUAACGUGUUUUGCUUAGCUUUUUUAGGGGGAGGAAACUGAAAUAAAGGAGCAGGAAUGAAAGGUAUCCAAGGCCUCUGUUCAUCUCUGAGCAUAUGGUGAGAACUUGAGGGAGGGCAGUGACCAAGGGAGAGUGGGAAAAGUUUCUCUUAGGUUUGGGGGAAGGGAAGCUUCAUGUUUAACAAGAAGAGAGGUCAGGUUGUGCUCUUUAUUUUCUCAGGAGUGAUGGAACUGCAGAGGGUGAAGAUAGAAUUUUUUCAUAAUAAAACAAUAUCUGUAGUCUCUGUGUUAGGGGUCCCCCAAGACCAUUUUCAGGUUCAGUGAUUUACUAGGAACACUCACAAACCUUAGAAAAGCCGUCAAACUCACACGUACAGUUGACUGCAUGGAAAGGUACAGAUUAAAAUCAGCAAAAGCAAAAAGUGCAUGGGGCAGCGUCCGGGAGACACUAAUUGUGAGUUUCUAAGCAUUCACAACACACGUGAAGUAUUGCCAACCAGGGAGGCUCACCUGGGUUUUAACUGGAGCUCCAUCCCAGGCCUGGAGCACUUGCUGGCCUUCACUAAUCAGCCUUCAGUCCCCUCAGAGAACAAUUCACCAUGGCCCAUGUUGUUAGCACAGAUGAUCUGGCAUGGCCCCUGGUCUAUAGACAUUCCUCUUAGGCUGGUUACUCCAAGGCCUCAGGUCAUCCCCCAGGAGUCACUCCAGGGCCAGUCCCACGCAGUUAAUGCUUUAUCACAUGUACUUCAAGGUUGGAAAAGGAGGAAGCAGAUUCCCAUGGGAACGGUAGCUAGGUCUUGUAGCCUCAACUCUUGAUUCUUGAGACUGGAUGGCCCUGUACCGUGGUGGUCUCAGGGUGUGUAAUGUCUCUUUACUACACAAGGGUGGAUCCUGGCCACUUUGUAUUAUAUUUCUGCAGCCUCUUUAGUCAGGUGGGACAUUAUGGACUUGGAGAAAAAACAAGAUAAGUAAGCAGAUUCUAGCUAGAUUCCAUGACCUCUUUGUCCAAGAAAUACAACAUUAAUAUGUUGUAAAUUAAAUGAAGUUUCAUGUGAGUUCCCAAAGGAGAGGGAAAUCCAAGUGCAGGUGUGAUCUGAAGCAUUCCCCCACUCUUCUAGUUUUUUAAAAAAAUUUUUAUUUGAGACAGGCUCUUGCUCUAUUUCCCAGGUUAGAAUGUAGGGGCAUCAACAUAGCUCACAGCAACCUCAAAUUCCUGGACUCCAGUGACCCUCCUGCUCUCAGGCUUCUGAGUAGCUGGAACUAUAGGCAUGUAGUCCCAUUAUAUUUUAGAACACUAUUUUUUUUCUGUUAUUGGUAGAGAUAGGGUCUCACUCUUCCUCAGGCUGGUCUGGAACUCCUGGCCUCCAGCGAUGCUUCUGCCUUGGCCUUCCAGAAUGCUAGGGUUACAAGUGUGAGGCAGUGUGCCCAGCCCAUAAGUACUCACUUUUAAUUUUAAAAAAGAUUUCACCACCAGAGAAUA
This is a messenger RNA of Nycticebus coucang (slow loris), 3621 nucleotides long. RefSeq names its product solute carrier family 1 member 6 (gene SLC1A6). The record is from RefSeq and is a predicted model, not a curated record. Gene Ontology annotation, biological process: L-glutamate transmembrane transport. Gene Ontology annotation, cellular component: plasma membrane. The transcript is spliced from 10 exons. NCBI's taxonomy places the organism in Eukaryota, Metazoa, Chordata, Mammalia, Primates, Lorisidae. Gene Ontology annotation, molecular function: L-glutamate transmembrane transporter activity; neutral L-amino acid transmembrane transporter activity; glutamate:sodium symporter activity. The coding region runs from base 354 to 2048 and encodes 564 amino acids.